Messenger RNA from Dufourea novaeangliae, 2793 nucleotides. Its product is annotated as dystrophin, isoform E-like. Gene Ontology annotation, biological process: synaptic signaling. Gene Ontology annotation, molecular function: zinc ion binding; protein binding. Lineage: Eukaryota; Metazoa; Arthropoda; Insecta; Hymenoptera; Halictidae. Gene Ontology annotation, cellular component: plasma membrane. The transcript is spliced from 12 exons. The coding region runs from base 1 to 2442 and encodes 813 amino acids. The record is from RefSeq and is a predicted model, not a curated record.
AUGGAGUUAGUGAAAAACAACGGAAUCGAGAUCCUGUCACGCAGGAGCAUCGUGAUAAAGGAUUACGAUUGCGAGAAUGGUGUGAAGGACGAGGACCACGGGGACGAUGAUGAUCGUGCCUCCAUGAAGAUCGAUCUGUCGAUGGCCGAGCAGUUCUACUACGAGGUGAUCUCGUCGUUCGAGCAGGAGGAGAAAAUAUGUGUCUUCCAAAAGUUACUCGAGGAUCUGUCCUCACGGAUGGCCGCGGCCGAGGCGAUCCAAAGCGGCUGGCAAAAUCCGAGCGACGCGAACGAGGCGACGGAAUUGCUGGAGCAAUUGCAGAAAUUCGGCGAACGGCUGGUGCCCAUUCAGAGGAACAUCGAGGACGCGAACGACCAGGCGAGCGUCUUCGGCUCGAGCAGCGUCAUCGUUUCUCAUGCUUUGCUGGCGAAACUCGAAGAUCUGAACACCAGGUGGAAGGUGCUGCAAGUGGCGGUUGACGAGCGUUACAAGUUGCUAAGCGGAUUUGGAAAGGAUGGCAGCACUCCGGGUAGCCAGGCUUUCCUCGCGAGCAGCGUGGAACCACCAUGGGAGAGAGCCCUCACACCCGCCAAAGUGCCUUACUAUAUCAACCAUCAGUCGGAGACCACCCAUUGGGAUCAUCCAAAAAUGAUAGACCUGAUGUCCUCUCUGGCGGACCUGAACGAAGUACGAUUCUCCGCGUACAGGACUGCGAUGAAGCUGCGCACCGUUCAGAAACGAUUGUGCCUGGAUCUGCUGAGCCUCUCCACCGCAUUGGAACAGUUCGAUUCGCACGGGCUACGAGCGCAAAACGACAAGCUAAUCGACAUUCCGGACAUGGUGACAGUCCUGACGUCCCUGUACGAAGUGAUAACGGCUGACAAUCCUACGCAGGUGUCUGUGCCGUUGUGCAUCGAUUUGGCCAUCAACUGGCUCCUCAACGUGUACGAUAGUCAACGGACCGGUCAGAUUCGCGUGCUCUCCUUCAAGGUUGGCUUGGUACUGUUGUGCAAGGGCCACCUGGAAGAGAAAUAUAGAUAUCUGUUCCGGCUGAUCGCUGAUCCGAACAGACUGGUGGAUCAACGGAAACUGGGUUUACUGUUGCACGACUGCAUCCAAGUGCCGAGGCAGUUAGGAGAAGUGGCCGCGUUCGGUGGAUCGAACAUCGAGCCGAGCGUCCGCAGCUGCUUCGAGAAGGCUGGAAAGGACAAAAAUGAAAUCGAGGCGGUGCACUUUUUGAGCUGGCUGCAACAGGAGCCGCAGAGUAUGGUCUGGUUGCCUGUGCUUCAUCGACUCUCCGCGGCGGAGAGCGCUAAGCAUCAAGCGAAAUGUAACAUAUGCAAAGAGUAUCCCAUCACUGGGUUCAGAUACCGUUGCUUGAAAUGCUUCAACUUCGACAUGUGCCAGAACUGUUUCUUCUCGGGCCGCAAGGCGAAGAACCAUAAACUGACGCAUCCGAUGCAGGAAUACUGCACUGCGACCACAUCUGGCGAGGACGUUCGCGACUUCACAAGGGCACUCCGUAACAAAUUCAAGUCGAAGAGAUACUUCAAGAAGCACCCGCGGGUCGGUUAUCUGCCAGUGCAGACCGUGCUCGAGGGUGAUGCACUGGAGAGCCCGGCGCCGUCGCCGCAACACAGUUCCCUCAGUCAAGACAUGCAUUCCCGAUUAGAGAUGUACGCGACCCGGCUGGCUGAGGUCGAGCUGUCCCGCACCAGAAGCAACUCGACCCCGGACAGCGACGACGAGCAUCAGCUGAUCGCCCACUAUUGCCAAAGCCUGAACGGCGGUGACAACGUGAACAUGCCGAGGAGCCCCGUUCAAGUGAUGGCCGCGAUCGACGCCGAGCAGAGGGAGGAACUGGAGGCAAUGAUCCGCGAGCUGGAGGAGGAAAACGCGACCCUGCAGGCGGAGUACGGACGGUUACGAUCGAAACAGACACCGGGCUCCACGCCCGAGGACGGACAAGGCAAUAGACAACCGGACUGCGACAUGAUCGCUGAGGCGAAAUUGUUGAGACAGCACAAGGGCAGAUUGGAGGCACGGAUGCAGAUACUGGAGGAUCAUAACAGGCAACUGGAAGCACAGUUGCAAAGACUGAGACAGCUUUUGGACGAGCCGAAUGCCUCUUCGCCGUCGAAAACAGGCACGUUACAAACACGAAGCGUAACAGCGUCACAGCUGGCGACCGAUUCUCCAGCAAAGAUGAACGGCCACUACCACGAUUCGCCGGGUGGUGGAGGCUCGAACGAUGGACGUGUGAGCAGUUUAGAGAGGCCGCCACCGCCACCGCAUUCUCACAGCGUUGCCCACAAUGUGGGUAAUCUCUUACAUAUGGCAGGAGACUUAGGAAAAGCUGUCGGCGAACUGGUGACGGUGAUGACCAGCGACGACUCGUCGAAAACGAACGGACAAAGGGCACCGCCGCCGGCAUUCAAGUAACGAUUGCGACUGACCACGUUUCAAAACCAUUGAACACGUUCGAACGACAUCGACGAAGGGAGGGAUAACCCGAUCUGUAGAGACGUGCACGAGAUCCAACGUGAAAAACUUUUAAUCAUAAUCAAUGACCAAUAAGAAGUCUGGCUCUAAACGCAUAUCAGAGAGACGGUAUAUCGCGCAAAUGCAGGGUCAGGGGCGCCGCCACAGUGGUUUUGGGUAUUUUAUAAGUUUUGAUAUACAUCGUUGUAUAGCUAAAUUAUAUUAAGAUGACAACUUAUGGUUUGGCUUUGGCGGGCCCCUGAGAGUAACUUUACUACAUAUUUGACACGUCAUAUCAUUGAGACUAAUCGU